AUGGCUGACUACAAGUUACAAACCCCAGGUUUCGAUGCUAGAUUCCCACAGCAAAACCAAACCAAGCACUGUUUCCAAUCAUACCUAGAUUACCACAAGUGUGUUGCUAUUAAGGGUGAAGAUUUUGCACCAUGUAAGGUUUUCUGGCAAACUUUCCAAUCCCUUUGUCCAAGUGACUGGGUUGAAACAUGGGAUGAACAAAGAGAAAACGGCACUUUCCCAGGUGAUUUAUCUAUUGAAAGAUUCAAAUAA
This is a messenger RNA of Pichia kudriavzevii, 252 nucleotides long. RefSeq lists its product as uncharacterized. Lineage: Eukaryota; Fungi; Ascomycota; Pichiomycetes; Pichiales; Pichiaceae. The transcript has a single exon. Gene Ontology annotation, cellular component: mitochondrion; respiratory chain complex IV. Bases 1 to 252 code for a protein of 83 amino acids. The record is from RefSeq and is a predicted model, not a curated record.